Messenger RNA from Exaiptasia diaphana, 1256 nucleotides. RefSeq names its product melanocortin receptor 3. Gene Ontology annotation, molecular function: G protein-coupled receptor activity. Gene Ontology annotation, biological process: G protein-coupled receptor signaling pathway. NCBI's taxonomy places the organism in Eukaryota, Metazoa, Cnidaria, Anthozoa, Actiniaria, Aiptasiidae. Gene Ontology annotation, cellular component: membrane. The record is from RefSeq and is a predicted model, not a curated record.
UUUGUUAGUGUGUAUGUUCACACAACCCGUCUAUAUCCUGAGUUUAAACGGGUACUCCAACAAGAACUUUGAGAUGGUGUACUUUGUGGUCACUUCAAUCUCGCUGUAUGCAUCGCUAAACAGUCUCCUCGUGAUGACAACAAAUCGCCUCAUCGCUGUAUACUUCCCUUUGAAGUUUCAUUCCAUACUGUCGAAAGAAAAGAUUAUAAAAAUCAUCAUUGGAGCUUGGGUACUAUCAGUGGUUGAGGGGAUUCUACGCACCUUCACCGACUUCAAAGUGUUGACGUCACACAUCCGCAUAGCCGCAGUCGUGGUAUUUAUUGUUAUGUAUUGCAAGAUCUUCAUGGUUGCGAGAAAAAGGAAGAUCGAAAUAAAAAGUCAGGCAAAGUCCAUUGCUUUCAACUAUGGACAUGCUGCACGAAUCAAAUCUGAUAACCGAGCCUCUAUGACAACCGCCUUGAUCGUUGGAUCGUUUGUACUGAGUUUCYUACCAAUUACCAUCUUACUGAUGAUUGAUUCAACAAGCAAACUAGCGGUAGAGAUAUGCUUUACUAUAAUGUGCUGCUCGUCAUCAAUUAAUCCACUUGUGUAUGCCUGGAGAAGUGACCGCUUCAGAGAUGCUGUCUUGAAACUGCUACCUGGCUGUAAUCCUCGAAAUAAAGUCUUUCCCAUCUCCACACUGACUACUUUCGUUGAAAAAGAUCGUGUUGUUGAAAAUCAUGGGCUAGAAAUCGUUUCGCAAAAUGACGAGCAGCAAAGUAUGCAAGAGGYGAACCACAAACCAGUCCAGCAAAGUGAAGAACAGGCAGAUCUUACAGUACACCAGUGUGAAGGACAGGCAGAUAUUACAGUACACCAGUGUGAAGAACAGGCAGAUAUUCAGCAAAGUGACCAACAGGCAGAUAACCCUGUCCAGCAAAGUGACCAACAGGCAGAUAACCCAGUCCAGCAAAAUCAGAAGGAGCUACUGAACAGCCAAAUACAUCAAAGUAGGCAAGAAGUAAUAUCCCAUUCCAGGAAWGSAAAAAAGAUGCGAACAACUCAGCUCAUCAACGUGAAGAAACAACCAAUACCAGGAAAAAAGGGUGGCGAUUUCAGUUCAACAUAGUAAACAAAAAGUGUCAAUAUCAAUAAGUAUCAGUAUCAAUAAAGCGAUCAAUAUUCAGUAACAAAUCACCUAUACGAAUUUCCAAAUAUUAGUCUAGUGCACAUGCCUUAACCAUGACCUCAUUGCAGUCCGUCAUUGCAUUUUGUUC